Messenger RNA from Olea europaea var. sylvestris, 1688 nucleotides. RefSeq names its product probable serine incorporator. Lineage: Eukaryota; Viridiplantae; Streptophyta; Magnoliopsida; Lamiales; Oleaceae. The transcript has 7 exons. The coding region runs from base 178 to 1428 and encodes 416 amino acids. Gene Ontology annotation, cellular component: membrane. The record is from RefSeq and is a predicted model, not a curated record.
CAAUCAGUAACCAAUAGCAAAGUUGAAUGACUAUUCAUUAAAUUAUGGCUAAUUGGAUCACCUAGUCCAAGUCGUCAAGCAAUUCUACUACGCAGUUUGAUAUUCUCUUUCCUCUAAUUCGUAUCGAGGUUUUUGGAUUAUAUUUCGAGGCCAAUUUGAUCAUUGAUUGUAUAGAAGAUGUGGGCAGCUUCAUGUCUAGCAUCGUGCUGUGCGGCUUGCGCGUGCGACGCAUGCCGCACGGUGGUGUCAGGGAUCAGCCGACAGUCGGCUAGGAUCGCGUACUGCGGUCUUUUCUCACUAUCGCUGAUAGUCUCCUGGAUUCUUCGAGAGGUUGCCGCACCCCUGAUGGAAAAGAUUCCUUGGAUCAAUCAUUUUCACAAAACACCAGAUAGAGAGUGGUUUGAAACAGAUGCUGUGCUUCGUGUUAGCUUGGGAAACUUCCUAUUCUUCACGAUCUUGGCUAUUUUUAUGAUUGGUGUGAAGAACCAAAAAGAUCCUCGGGAUAAUAUGCACCAUGGGGGGUGGAUGAUGAAAGUUAUUUGUUGGUGUAUUUUGGUAAUACUAAUGUUCUUUAUUCCGAAUGAGAUCAUCAGCUUCUAUGAGGCAUCAUCAAAGUUUGGUUCAGGACUUUUCCUUCUUGUUCAAGUGGUGCUUUUGCUGGAUUUUGUUCAUGGGUGGAAUGACAAAUGGGUUGGAUAUGAUGAGCAGUUUUGGUACAUUGCAUUGCUUCUUGUUUCACUUGUAUGCUAUGUGGCAAGCUUUUCUUUCUCGGGACUUCUCUUCUAUCUGUUCGUACCAUCUGGACAGGACUGUGGACUUAAUACAUUCUUCAUUGUGAUGACAUUGAUAAUUGUGGUUUUGUUCGCUAUAGUCACACUGCACCCAUCAGUUGGUGGAAGCAUUUUGCCGGCUUCAGUUAUAUCUUUGUAUUGCAUGUACCUUUGCUAUAGUGGGCUCGCCAGCGAACCUAGGGAUUACGAAUGCAAUGGUCUUCAUAAGCAUUCGAAAGCAGUUUCCACGGGUACUCUUACAGUUGGGCUCCUUACAACUGUGCUUUCUGUAGUGUACUCUGCUGUUCGUGCUGGAUCUUCUACAACUCUGCUUUCUCCUCCAAGUUCACCCCGAGCAGGAGCUGGGAAGCCUUUGUUACCACUGGACAAGGCAGCGGCCGAGCAGGAGCACCAUGAGAAAGAAAAGUCGAAACCAGUUACAUAUUCAUAUUCCUUCUUCCAUUUGAUCUUCUCCUUAGCUAGUAUGUAUUCCGCAAUGCUCCUCACUGGUUGGUCAACUUCAGUUGGGGAGAGCGGGAAGUUAGUGGAUGUCGGGUGGCCAUCUGUUUGGGUUCGAAUACUGACCGGGUGGGCAACUGCUGCUUUGUUUCUUUGGUCCCUGGUCGCACCGAUCAUCUUCCCCGACAGGGAGUUCUAAUCGUAUUGAGUGAGUAGAUUUCUGUGUAGCGUUUCCAUGUUUCAGUUCUAAACUUGACGUAUUCUGAUGUGUAAAUUGGUUUUACUACUUUUCUGUUGGUCGUGACUGCAAUAUGUGCUUAUUGUGUCCAGUUUCUAAAUGAACAGAAGCUGGUUUGUGUUCAAGUUGAUAUUAUAAAAGCCUGUGUCUACCUAAUUACCUUCUUGCUGCUGUAGACUGAAAUAUUAAUAAAUGGGACUUGUGGGCAUGCUUUUGAACUA